Molecule: messenger RNA, 2082 nt
Organism: Cyphellophora attinorum
Lineage: Eukaryota; Fungi; Ascomycota; Eurotiomycetes; Chaetothyriales; Cyphellophoraceae
Exons: 1
Coding region: 1-2082 (693 amino acids)
Biological process (GO): positive regulation of transcription from RNA polymerase II promoter by galactose; DNA-templated transcription
Cellular component (GO): nucleus
Molecular function (GO): zinc ion binding; RNA polymerase II cis-regulatory region sequence-specific DNA binding; DNA-binding transcription factor activity, RNA polymerase II-specific
Source: RefSeq, a predicted model, not a curated record
AUGGGCAACGUCAAGGUGGAAGGCAGCAAGGCGCCAAGUAGGAGGAACCGGACAGCAAUGUCUUGCGACAAGUGCAAAUCCCGGAAAACGAAGUGCAAUAAUCCAGUGCCUGGACCUUGCGACUACUGCCGAAGUGUUGGCGCCACCUGCAAUAUCGAUGCCGGGAAACGGAAACAACGGCCAUACUACUUCGUGUCGGAGGAGCAGUAUCAACAUAUGGCCAAGCUCGUCAAACAUCACUAUGGUCCCAACGUCGAUCUAGAAACACUCCGGUCGCUUACAGCGAAUCUCAAUGACGGCAACGACAGUAGCCCAACAGAUCCUUCAACCUCAAGUCCUAACAAUGCCUCGCCAAAGAAAGGGACCUCAUCACACGUGGAAAGUGCGCCAGGAUCUGUCCCGAAGACAGAAUCUCCGGAUGGUGUGCCAUUGGAGGAUAUCGACAGUCUCCAUGAGCAGCUCGGCUGUAUGAUGCAGGAUUCGACUGGUGAAUACCGAUACAUGUCAGCUGUGACGGGCUUCUCUUUCAAUGCUGCAGUUCGCGAUCUACAUCCGUCAACCAAGAUCGCGAGAGGACCAGAUCGAGACGUCAUACCGCCAAUGAAAACGAUGGUCUUGCCACCAGCAACCCCUCAAAGUCCUGCGGCAGCGAGCUCACAGAUACAUAUACGCAUGCCUCCGAAAGCGCUUGCGUACCAUUACGUGAAUCGGUACUUCAGCCAAGUCCACUGUCUGUACUGGCUGUAUUCAACAGAGCAGUUUCACACGCGCUUCGAGAAUUCAUACACCGCCUCAAAUCAGACAGCAUCGUGGGCUUGUUCGCUGUACUCAAUCUUUGCAUUAGCGUCGCAGCGGGCGCCCGAGAGCAACAGCGAGCCAGACGAGAGGACUGCUUCGGACUACCUGGCCCUUGCCAAAGCAACAGUGCCGCAAGUAUGCGACGAAGCGGAUCUCGACAGCAUUCGUGCUCUGAUGUUGCUGGCUACCGCAUUGCAGUCACAUUGCUAUUCCACAUCAGCAUACUUACAUGUCGGCAUUGCAGUCCGCAUUGCGCAGUCUCUGGGCUUACAUAUGGACAAGUACUCACUCACACAUGGCUUUGUGGAGCGAGAGCACUCCCGAAGAAUAUGGUGGACUCUGUACAUUUACGAUGCAGAGACAAGCCUGCGAUGCGGAAAGCCGCGAGCAAUUGUUGUUGAGCCAAAUACGAGACAAGCGCCACUGCCGUCGGAGCAAGUUCUGAAUCCUGGUCCGAACAUGCCUUCGGGGUACCUGGAGGUGUCGAAGUCACUCACCGAGAUGACCGAGGUGACAACGCAGACCCUAUACGUCGAGCCCUUGUCACCGGCCAGGAGAUUGCUCUCGCCGAAAGUCACCUCAAUACUUUCUUCGCUGCAGACGUGGGCGAACGAAGUCCCUGCACAUCUGAGCCGGACCGCCUUAGUGGCUCCCUCGCACAAGCGGUCAGUGGCACUAUUGCACGUGCGGUACUGGAGUGUGGUCAUUCUAGCCACUCGACCAUUCCUGCUCUGUAGUGUGCUCAGAGCAGCAGACCUUGACAGUCCGGAGAAGCGCCGGUGCUACGACGAGCUCAGCAAUAUCUGUAUCGAUGCGGCCCAGAACUCCCUCAGCGUGCUGAAGAUGAUGUCCGAUGAGCACAUCCUGUCGAGUCUCUUGUUCUCCGAGUUCGUGUAUGUGUUGGAGCUGGUUCAGUGCUUCCUCAUCGCCUAUUCCAAAACGAAGCAAGACGAACACAUCCGCAGCGUGCGGACCUGCAUGACAAUUCUCAAGGCAAUGGAGGAAGUGGGAUGGGUGCAGAAGGCGCGGCCGGAAGUUAUGCUGCAACUGCAAGAGCUGGGAAUAGGGGAGGAAGGAUCAGAGUCGCAUGCUGCGGAGCACUUGCAGGACUUCAGCAACUUUCUGAUUGGAGAAGAUUCUUCGGAUCCGUACGAUAUGUUCUUUCCGAAUGAGCAGGCUGGGUCGUACCAUUUUGCGGACAUGGAGCUGCCUGAUCAUGCGACUGCGGAUGAGAUGUUUGCGCAGAUAUCGAGCUUGUCGAUGCCGCAGUUCUUGACACCUUGA